Molecule: messenger RNA, 508 nt
Organism: Drosophila albomicans
Lineage: Eukaryota; Metazoa; Arthropoda; Insecta; Diptera; Drosophilidae
Gene: ND-15
Product: NADH dehydrogenase [ubiquinone] iron-sulfur protein 5
Exons: 3
Coding region: 124-429 (101 amino acids)
Source: RefSeq, a predicted model, not a curated record
CUAUAAAACAUCGAUACAUCGAUAGCAUCAUCGGUGUUUUCCCCAUCUCUAGCUGUCGCUCAUAUAGAUUCUCAAAGAUUCUUAUUUUUCACUUGGAUUGGAAUUUAAGCUAACAACAACAAAAUGUCAUUGUCGCCGUUCCUGCGCCUGCCAUUGACCGAUUUGACCGGUUGUCUGAUCAACCAUCAAACCUACGACAAAUGCGGCCAAUUCGAAAUGAAAAUGAUGGAUUGCCUGGAGGCUUAUGGCUUGGAACGCGGCAAGAAGCAAUGCGCCGAUCUUAUUGGCGACUUCCAGGAGUGCGUGAGCAUGGAUAAGCAGCUGAAACGUUUCCACGCCAUGCGAAACGAGCGCUUCAGGCAAUGGUUGACUGGUGAACGCAAGAAGGAGAAUUUGUAUGCUGAGGCGCCACGGGUGGAUGCUUUCUAGGAAGCUACCAUAUUGGGAAAAAAUUGCAUAUGUAUAGCCGAAAUGUCGUUAAAAUAAACAAUUAUGUACAAUUUAAAAA